Molecule: messenger RNA, 1707 nt
Organism: Aspergillus mulundensis
Lineage: Eukaryota; Fungi; Ascomycota; Eurotiomycetes; Eurotiales; Aspergillaceae
Product: AMP-dependent CoA ligase
Exons: 4
Coding region: 1-1707 (568 amino acids)
Molecular function (GO): CoA-ligase activity
Source: RefSeq, a predicted model, not a curated record
AUGAUCUUCACUCCGCCAGCAUGGGGCCCCGAGAUGAUGGCCAUCCCCGACUCCACCCCCAUCCACGAGUUCCUGAUCCAACGCGACAACCGCCACCUAUACAACUGGUCGGAGGAGAAGCCCGCGCUGACCUGCGCUGUCUCCGGACAGUCGUACACGAUCAAGACCAUUGCUUCGCGGGUUGAGAGCCUCGCGCGCAGUUUGAGCCAGGAGCUCGGAUGGACUCCGAACGACGGGUCGCCGUGGGAGAAGGUCGUGGGAAUAUACAGUUUCAACACGCUCGACUUCCUCGUUGCCUCGUGGGCCAUCCACCGCGUCGGCGGCAUCUGUCUGCUCAUGCACCCGACCAGCUCUGCCGCCGAGAUCAAGCGACACAUUGAACUGACUGGAUCGCGCGUUCUGUUCACAUGUCGCUCGUUGCUGGCUACUGCCAACGAAGUGCUCUCAGAGAGUAGUGUCCACGAUCCGAGGGUCUACCUGCUCGAUCUGCCAGACGAGCUCGGGGCCGCGGCGCUGCCAGACCAGGGCCAGAAGACAGUUGGCCAGCUUAUUAGAGAAGGAGAAACCCUGCCAACAAUUGAAGCCCUGCAGUGGACACCCGGCCAAGGUAAAGAGCAGGUUGCAUACUUGUGCCCGACGAGCGGCACCUCAGGACUCCAGAAACUCGCCAUGAUCACACACCACAACAUCAUUGCAAACAUCAUCCAAGCCACCACCUUCCAAGCCGGUCCGAAGAACGGCAAGACCGAAGUAGCCCUCGGCUUCCUCCCCCUCAGCCACAGCUACGGCCUGAUCCUCGCCCACCUGACGGCCUGGCGCGGCGACACAUACGUCCUGCACGCGCGGUUCGACAUGCAGGCUGCACUGGCCUCAAUCGAGAAGUACAAGAUCGAGCGUCUGUACCUCGUCCCUCCGAUCAUCUCGGCGCUCGUUAAUAACCCCUUCCUCCUGGAACUCUGCGAUACUUCCUCUGUUACUUCUGUUGUAACGGGCUCAGGACCCUUUGGAGCGCGUCUGGCUGAGGCGUUAAGCCGUGUUCGUCCGUCGUGGCAGGUUCUUCCUGGAUAUGGCCUCACCGAAACCGCCGUGAUAAUCUCCUUCACCGACCCAAACGCCACAUACCCCGGCGCAGACGGACAUCUCGUCCCCGGGGUGACUGCAAAACUAAUCGACGCCGACGGGCACGAGGUAGACUCCUACAACUCCCCCGGCGAACUCCUCCUCAAAUCCCCCAGCAUCAUGAAAGGAUACCUCGGGGCCGAGUCCGCCACAGCCGAAGUCUUCGACGCAGAAGGCUGGCUGCGAACCGGCGACAUCGCGGUCUUCCGACACAGCACGGCGAACGGGGGAACGGCGCACCUCGACAUCGUCGACCGCAAGAAGGACAUCAUGAAGGUUAAGGGGAUGCAAGUGGCCCCUGUGGAAAUCGAGGCGCAUUUGUCGGCGCACCCGGCUGUGGCCGAAGUCGCGGUUAUCGGCGUGCGCGACGAGGAUGCCGGGGAGAGGCCGUAUGCGUUUAUCGUGCGGUCGCCGAAGAUGGCUGAGAUGGACGAGGAUGCGUUACGGGCUGAGUUGAAUGGGCAUGUUGAGGGGGCGCUGAGCGAGCCGCAUUGGCUGAGGAGGAAUAUGCGUUUUGUGGAGGCGUUGCCGAAGAGCAGUAAUGGGAAGGCGUUGAAGUAUAAGCUGAGGGAGAGUCUGGGUGCUUGA